Messenger RNA from Paraglomus brasilianum, 2013 nucleotides. NCBI's taxonomy places the organism in Eukaryota, Fungi, Glomeromycota, Glomeromycetes, Paraglomerales, Paraglomeraceae. The record is from the annotation of a GenBank genome assembly.
AUGAUACAACCCAUUCUUUCCAAUAGUGCACGACAAACGACAUCCGCGCGUUCGUUGCUUCUAUCCUCGUACACUGUCACUAGAACAAAAACAACAACGCUUGCUACUUCUUUGAGAGCGACCCAGAUACGAUGGAAGGCCAGCGCUAGCCCUCGGCCGAUACCUACAGGUCCUUACACUCCGCCACCUCCUCUUCGCAAGCAAAUUAUCCCUCUGGGUGAACGCACAGAUGCUCAUGAGCCAGCCUAUGACAAUUCUUUCGUAGGCCUCUCUGGUGGACAAAUUUUUCACGACAUGAUGCUUCGUCAUGGAGUAAAAUGCAUCUUUGGUUAUCCCGGCGGUGCAAUUCUUCCGGUCUUUGAUGCAAUAUACAAUUCGAGGCAUUUUGAAUUUAUCCUUCCGAGACAUGAACAAGGUGCAGGGCACAUGGCCGAAGGAUAUGCACGAGCAAGCGGUAAACCAGGUGUCGUGUUGGUGACUUCAGGUCCAGGCGCAACGAAUGCUAUCACUCCGAUGCAAGAUGCACUAUCCGAUGGCACACCAAUGGUUGUAUUUACUGGACAAGUCCCAACUUCGGCAAUCGGAACCGAUGCCUUUCAAGAGGCGGAUGUUGUUGGCAUUAGUCGUGCUUGCACAAAGUGGAAUGUAAUGGUAAAAGAUGUGGCCGAGUUACCACGUCGUAUCACUGAAGCAUUUGAAAUUGCUACGACCGGUCGACCUGGUCCGGUAUUGGUUGACCUACCAAAGGAUAUCACGGCUGGGAUUCUGAAGAAACCUGUACCACGCAAAUAUACGAUUCCGUCCCGUGCGUUUAGUAAUAUUAUAUCUUCAGAUCGUGCCGAUGCCACACUCAACCCAAAUAUCAUUCAGGCGGCCGAGAUAAUAAAUAAGGCUAAACGACCCAUUAUAUAUGCUGGACAGGGUGUUUUGUCAACUGAAGAAGGUCCGAUACUACUGCGAGAGCUGGCCAAGAUUGGUAACAUACCUGUUACAACUACUUUGCAAGGUCUUGGAGCUUUCGAUGAGUUGGAUAAUCGUAGUUUGCAUAUGCUUGGUAUGCAUGGAUCUGCUUAUGCCAACCUUGCAAUGCAACAAGCUGAUGCUAUAAUUGCAUUGGGAGCAAGAUUUGACGAUCGUGUUACCGGUCAUUUGGCUCAUUUUGCCCCAGCGGCUAAGCAAGCAGCAAAAGAGGGCCGAGGUGGUAUUGUCCAUUUCGAGAUUAGUCUAAAAAAUAUAAACAAAGUUAUACAAGCAACAGCAGCCGUCGCAGGAGAUGUAACCGAAAAUCUUGCGAAGCUUCUUCCUCUGAUUGAAUCGUCUGAACGGGCUGAAUGGUUUGCGAUGAUAGACGAAUGGAAGGCGAAGUACCCGUGGACAUAUACUAAAGCAUCGCCAGGUGCUCCACUCAAACCACAACAAGUAAUUGAAGAACUUGAUCGGCAAACUCACGACAUUAAGGAUAGAGUUCUCCUGACCACCGGGGUAGGUCAACAUCAGAUGUGGGCAGCACAAUUCUUCCGUUGGCGAUAUCCUCGCACUAUGAUUACUUCUGGUGGACUUGGUACAAUGGGAUACGGUCUUCCCUCAGCUAUUGGCGCCAAAGUUGCUAGUCCUGAUAAAAUUGUUAUUGACAUUGAUGGGGAUGCUAGCUUUUGUAUGACAGGAAUGGAAUUGGCUACAGCUGCUCAAUAUAAUAUUGGGGUGAAAGUGUUGAUAUUAGAUAAUUGUUUCCAGGGAAUGGUUAAACAGUGGCAAGACUUGUUUUAUGAAGAGCGGUACAGCCAAACAGAAAUGAUCAAUCCUGAUUUUGUUAAAUUUGCAGAGUCAAUGGGUGUCAAGGCACUCAGGAUCCGCACUGAGCAAGAAUUGCCGGAGAAAAUGAAAGAAUUUUUGGAAUAUAAUGAUGGUCCUAUUGUCUGUAAUGUUGUCAUAGAAAAACACGAACACGUGUAUCCAAUGGUGCCAGCUGGCAAAGCUCUCCAUGAAUUUAUUGUACAUCCUAAUCUCAAAUAA